CGACAGCCGGGAGAGGGCAGCAAACAACAUCCGCGAAAUAUAAACUUUGCUUGGAUUACACUGUCAAUAAUCAGAAGGUAUGGAUUCUGUAAGGAGAAAUAAGAGGCGAUCUCUGGCAGUAGAUGACAAUGUAACUCCAAGGACACUGAUCCAGGGGUUCCUCCAAACGGCACAGACGAUUCGUCAGUCGCCCAGAAAGAGGGCCCGGAUGACCCCCUCUCGCACCCCUGGAGCAACCCCUUCAUCAGUCAGGGGUGCAAAGACACCACGUACUCUCCCCAAACCUGCCCCAUCAAACAGACGUAGAUCUAACCGGCUAGAGACUUUAGCAACUCCAGGUGGUAGCAACCCAACACCAAGAGGGCUUAUCACAGGAUUCUUGAAAGCAGCUGACAUCCAGACACCUGCAGUGCACAUAGGUACCAGACGCUCUUCACCUCUCAAGCAACCUACACCAUCAGUACAAAGGAAUGCAUUUCAGGACAGAGCUGAGAGCACAAACUCAUCCUCUGUAGAGUCUCCCAUCGACCAUGCUCUCUCACGCUUCAUCAGACCGCAGCAGAGAGAGAGGCGAGGGAGAAGACAACAUGCCAUCGACAGGGAGGAAUUUGCAGAGAGAGUGAGAGAUAGGAUCGGGCAAGAGGAGAGUGAGGUCACAACGGAUGAAGACGAGAUGGAAAGGUCUAGGGAUGCCACUGGGAACAGAACACAGCUGGAUAGCAUCGCAGAAGAAGGGCGUGAUAGUUCACCUCCAAAAAAAGGCUAUAGAAUACAGAGUUUUGUUGAAGACCCAGCUAGUGAAAGGUCAAGUCGUAGUUCAAGGAGCCGUAGAUCGCUGCUGCUAGAGAAUUCAUCAUUCCAGGUUCCAUCUGCUAAGGUCCCAGAUGACUCGGUGUCAGAGAUGAGAGAUUCAAAGGCAUCCCACCUCAGUGGCUCCUUAGAGGAAGACUCCAUCAUGGUGCAAGCCAGCCAGGAGACCAUAAGGGUACCACAUUCCUCCCAUAGUGACUCAGAUAAUGAAGAAAGAGGAGAUGAAUCCAGACAAGAUGAAUCGAGGCGGGAGGAAUCGAGACAAGACGAAUCAAAGACAGUGGAAGAGGGACUGCCACAAGGAAAUGAAACGGACAAUGAGACAAACGAUGAAACGCCUGAUGAUGGAAUGGAUCAGGAAGAAGAGAUGGAUAUUGAAGAUGAUGAUGGUGUCUUUGAUGAGGAAAAUGUCAUUGCACCUACUCAACCGACACAAUUACACAGUGCUAUCAAGGGUUCGAGAUCUUACAUGGCCUCUCCUUUGAAUACACCACACUUGAGGGAUAGAGGAAAACACCCUACCCCAGAGAUUAGGAGACCAACAUCACUCAGAGAGACGUCAAACAGGAAAGGCCCGGUUCCUGUCUACCGGAAGGAUAUCCCAAAGAAACCUGCAGUUCCAGGAUCAAGGAAGCCCCCAACUGCACCCAGCCUACCUAAGAGCCUGACAAGGGGUAUCUUCACACACUUCUCCAAGGCAAGAGUUCCCCGUAAUGCCUUGACUGCGCUUGAUGAAGUUUCAAGUAAGUUUUUCAAGAACGUAUCCAAAGAUCUGAUGGCCUAUUGUAAGCAUGCUGGGAGGCAAACCAUAGAGCAAGCUGAUGUUGAACUCCUCAUGCAUAGGCAACGCCUAGUCUCGGACAAGGAGCCUCUACAGAGCCUCAUUGAGAAGUAUCUUCCAAUGGAAUACAGGGAGGAACUCAUUCCAAUCGCAAGGUCUGGAAAUAAAGUCUAUCCAAAGAUGCCAAAGAAAUGAAUAACUUUUGAAGAUUCAAAACAAUAUGAGCUUCCCAUUCAAAGCAUCAUUGAUAAGUAUCUUCCAUUGAAAUACUAUAAGCGAGAAGAGCGUAAAUGAUGUAUAGUGCACGGUCGUAGGGACGUAGGAUGAGCACAAUCAUCUUUCCAGACAUAAAGUGGUGCAUGGAUGUGAAUUUAUUUAGCAAGACAAAUUUUAUUUCUCAGAUCUUUAUCUUGGCAAAAGGUUCCAUUUUCCAUUAAUACAGCCCAAUCUGUAGCUUUGCGAAAUUCUAGCAAGUCUGGCUUAUUUGGGCAGGAGCUUGAUAUUUAAUAUUAAUUUCAGUUGCCGCAAGUAAGGCAAAUUGUGUAUCAUAAUUAUCAUGCUUCUGCAAGUCCUGUAUGCCUGUCCAUUAUCUUU
Molecule: messenger RNA, 2185 nt
Organism: Lytechinus variegatus (green sea urchin)
Lineage: Eukaryota; Metazoa; Echinodermata; Echinoidea; Temnopleuroida; Toxopneustidae
Product: centromere protein T-like
Exons: 12
Coding region: 80-1786 (568 amino acids)
Biological process (GO): kinetochore assembly; mitotic cell cycle; chromosome segregation
Cellular component (GO): kinetochore
Molecular function (GO): DNA binding; protein heterodimerization activity
Source: RefSeq, a predicted model, not a curated record